This is a messenger RNA of Lottia gigantea (owl limpet), 177 nucleotides long. RefSeq lists its product as hypothetical. The transcript has 2 exons. Gene Ontology annotation, cellular component: endomembrane system. The record is from RefSeq and is a predicted model, not a curated record. The annotation marks the transcript as partial. NCBI's taxonomy places the organism in Eukaryota, Metazoa, Mollusca, Gastropoda, Lottiidae.
GACACAUGGACACAAAAUCAACAAAUGAUAUUUGAGUGGGCUUUAAGACAAUAUCCUAAAGGGAUAGAACAACGAUGGGAAAAAAUUGCUAAGCAUCUACCAGGCAAAUCAAAAGAGGACUGUAUCAUUAGGUUUAAACAUUUAGCUGAAUUAGUCAAGAAAAAGAAGGCAAGCUAA